Molecule: messenger RNA, 1270 nt
Organism: Venturia canescens
Lineage: Eukaryota; Metazoa; Arthropoda; Insecta; Hymenoptera; Ichneumonidae
Product: sperm flagellar protein 1-like
Exons: 3
Coding region: 279-1112 (277 amino acids)
Biological process (GO): regulation of cytoskeleton organization
Cellular component (GO): axoneme
Molecular function (GO): microtubule binding
Source: RefSeq, a predicted model, not a curated record
UCCGUACAAAUAAAUCUUCCGAAAUGUAAUAAUAAUUAGGGUUAUCGUUACUUAUGUCGAUAAUGAUAACAUGGUCGUCAAAAAACAAUAAUAAUAAUAAGAUGAAGUGCGAAGUGAGGCGUUUGCGGAGAAGUAACAAAAUCAUCAAAAAGAAAGUCGCUGAGAAACUUCGGAUUAUAACCAAUUUUUUACUUUUAUACGUAUUCAAUGUUAUAUGAGAGCGUUAUAAAUGCUUCAAGAACGCUCGACAAAUUCUCACAUUUUUCAUUGAAAAAAAAAUGUUGAAAGUAUCAAAUUUACCGAUAGAGGAGCAAAAUAUAGAAACAGUGAAUACUACGGUGAAACCGCAAGAGGAUGCGAAAAGCACGACGAAGCCGACAGUUGCAAAAAACUUGGAUGAUCGGCCGCCGAACGAUAUUGCGAGUGCGACAUUAACAUCACCCGAUGCUGUUGCUGCUGCCAUCGCCGAACAAACCGACGAUCCCCUUGAAGAGAUUUAUACUUGGGUCGAUCAAAUCUCAUUCUCGAGACCGAGAAAGAACAUUGCAAGAGAUUUUUCCGACGCUGUCUUUAUGGCAGAAUUGUUGAAACGGUAUUACCCUCGUCACGUGGAUUUGCACAAUUACGUGCCGAGAAACGCAGUUGGAAAAAAGAUUGAGAAUUGGAGCACUCUCGAUCGUAAAGUACUAUCCAAAAUCGGCUUGAGAUUGAACAAAGACACGAUACUGAAAUUGGCGUAUUCGGAGGCAGGUGCGAUAGAAACGGUCCUAGCUGAAGUUAGAAAAAAAGUUCUCAAAGAUUGCAAUGCCGAAAGGGCAUCUUUGUAUUUUGACUAUGAGGACAAUCGAAAAGGUGAAACUGCUGAAUCUAUACUGAAUCGAGAAGAAGUAACAAACAAAAAAGUGCCCCGCAGAGCAUUUGUCAAGUUGAAGAACGAGUUGCAGGAAAAAAAAAGCCACAUUGCUACACUAAAGGAAAGAGUCUCGCAUCUUGAGAGUCUUGUAAAAUUGAAGGAUCAGAGGAUUGCCGACUUGGCUAGCCAAAUUAAAGAUUUUGCUGGAAAAAACUUGACACAGAUAGCGCGUACUGAGAGUGCAAGAAAAAAAUAUUAAAAAUUUAAAGAAACGUUUUCUUGGUAUAUAAUGUAAAUAUAAAUGAGAACGCAAUGAAUUCCGUAAGACUCUUACUCAAGAAUAAUGUAAAUAUUACGGAAGAGAGCUGGGUAUGUUUAAUUUACAAAUAGUAGGGAUUAAAAUUUAUUUGAAAAAUA